Molecule: messenger RNA, 348 nt
Organism: Phytophthora infestans T30-4
Lineage: Eukaryota; Oomycota; Peronosporomycetes; Peronosporales; Peronosporaceae
Exons: 2
Coding region: 1-348 (115 amino acids)
Source: RefSeq, a predicted model, not a curated record
AUGCUGCUGGACAUCCAGCGAGAUCACUCUGUGCACAAAUGUGUUGAAGUGCAGUGUCUCCGCCAGUGCUUUAUGAGAGGAUGCAAGAAUAUUUGCGGUGAAAAGGACCAUUUCCAUGGUCAACUGAACGAGUCGCGCAUGUUCGCAGAGGAAAACGGAGUUUCCAUUACACCAGAUCUGAGUGAAGACUCGGUGGAUGAUGCAGCUGCCACGCACAUGUGUCUCGGGAGUCACGCGUGUCCUGAUAUGUGCCAAGUGGAUGGCAUUUGCGAGCAAAAGGAAAAAAUCGGCUCGGACGGAUCCAGGUGCACGUGGAUCCUUCGAGCGCGUGGCAUUUACCAGAAUUGA